Molecule: messenger RNA, 801 nt
Organism: Helobdella robusta
Lineage: Eukaryota; Metazoa; Annelida; Clitellata; Rhynchobdellida; Glossiphoniidae
Exons: 1
Coding region: 1-801 (266 amino acids)
Source: RefSeq, a predicted model, not a curated record
AUGACCUAUUAUAGCACCUGCAAGCAACUUAGUUUCGGGAGGACAAAUUUCGGUAGACCUACCACGAAGAGUGAUACAACGAUGAUAAAUUAUUCGAAAAACAGCACCGAAACAGAAAGUCUCAAAACUGUUAGAAGCAAUAGUACCAAAAGGUCCCGACAUUUCGAUCAUUUAUUCACGACGAGGCUUUCAGAUGGAAAUAUUUUCAAGAUCACCGAUGAAAAGACGUACAAAGAAGCGUUGAAAUAUCAUUUUCACGGACAGAAAGGAGCUUACCGCAAGUUUAACAACCUUCUGAGUAAGUUAAAAGUUGCGACACCAACAGGAGGCGAGGUGGACAUUAUGAUAAGGCUAGUUGACAGCUUGCGCGGAAGGAAAGACUUGAUUGAACACUUGACAAUACUACUUCCCAGUUUCUGCUCAUUGGAAAUGCAGAAGGAUGCUUUAGUUUUAAAAGUUUGUAACCUACUUGAUUCAACUUUUUAUUGUUUUUUCACCAAUCAAUCAAACGUUUUAAACUGCAUAUUAAUUUAUCGUGCCAGAUGUCGUCAGAACGUUGAUCUAUUUUUAAACUUUCUUGUCGUCAAUUUGAAAGGUGAAAUUAUAUUUUUAAAAACUUAUCGAUUUCAAACAAGUUCUUACUAUACGGUAAACGCGGAUAAGAUGGUGCGCACCUUAUGUUUCACGGCAAAGGAGAGACUAAGAUUUGACAAAAGUGUUUCGUGGACGUGUCGCUCUGAAAAGUUUUGUAAUGAGAUGACUCUGAAGCAAAAAUCUUUUAAUGUUAUGUCUGACCAUUAA